Molecule: messenger RNA, 403 nt
Organism: Umbelopsis ramanniana AG
Lineage: Eukaryota; Fungi; Mucoromycota; Umbelopsidomycetes; Umbelopsidales; Umbelopsidaceae
Exons: 1
Coding region: 52-303 (83 amino acids)
Source: RefSeq, a predicted model, not a curated record
ACAAGACUUCCGAGCGAGAAGUUGGAUGAUUCUAGACAGCUCCCCAGCAAUAUGAGUGAAUUCUAUCCUAUUCACCGGAACUCGUUGAACAUACACUAUGACAACGCGCAUCGAAUAGAGGAUGUCCUGGGCGUCCAAUACGAAGAGUCUCUGUUGCUGACAAUUACAAAGGAACUGUGCCCAGUUCGGUCCUUCAAGGCAUUAAAAUAUCAUCCAUUGGCAUCCAAACGACGAUCUGACAAAGUACUUGUCAAUUCUAAAGAUCCGUCUAAACCUUUGAAAACCACCACUAUUUCCACAUGAUUUCGCGAAUUGGUGCGUCUCUCGACUUCGCAAAGUCGGUUCCUUCAGUCCGCUUCAUCGCUUGCGAUCUGGCCUUAGCUCGCGACGCUCUAUUGUCCGU